Molecule: messenger RNA, 2149 nt
Organism: Tilletiopsis washingtonensis
Lineage: Eukaryota; Fungi; Basidiomycota; Exobasidiomycetes; Entylomatales
Product: P-loop containing nucleoside triphosphate hydrolase protein
Exons: 13
Coding region: 53-2017 (654 amino acids)
Cellular component (GO): membrane
Molecular function (GO): ATP binding; ABC-type transporter activity; ATP hydrolysis activity
Source: RefSeq, a predicted model, not a curated record
CCUCUCGGACGCACAACUGCGCCGCCCUCAAGCACCCACAAGCUUUUGCAUCAUGUCGCUCUCCGCCAGCGGCCUCCGCUGGGAGAACCUGCGCUACUCCAUCCCGCUGCCGAAGAAGGCCGCCGCAGAGGCGCGCGCCCGUGCUGCCGUCGACCCAACUGACAGCACUCUCGAGAAGUCCGAGACCGGCAAUGUGCAGACGUCGGACUCGGGCAUCGACGCUGGCAUGCGUCACAUCCUGCGUGGCAUCUCGGGCGAGGUGCGCCGCGGCGAGAUGGUCGCGAUCCUCGGCGCUUCGGGCGCGGGAAAGACGACGGCACUCAACGCCCUGUCUACUCGCAUCGGCAAGACCGGCGAGCUCGGCGGCACCAUCACCUUUGACGGCAAGCCGCGCAACCCGGCGUCGUGGAAGCGCACCGUAGGAUACGUCGAACAAGAUGAUCAACUCUUCGGCUUAUUGAGCGUUCGCGAGACCAUUGAAUACGCCGCCUCGCUGCGUCUGCCAGCCAAGCUCUUCAGCGAGGCGGACAAGCAGGCACGCGUUGACACGACGAUCAAGUCUCUUCGCCUCGAGAAGGCACAGCACACUCGCAUCGGCACGCCUGGUGCUCGCGGCGUCUCGGGCGGCGAGCGCAAGCGCACGAGCAUCGCCGUCGAACUGGUCUCGGACGUGUCACUGCUCAUGCUCGACGAGCCGACGAGCGGUCUGGACGCCUUUGCGGCCGCCAACGCGAUCGAGCUGCUCAAGAACAUCUCGCGCGAGCGCCAGAUCGCCGUGCUCAUGACCAUCCACCAGCCGUCCUUCGCCGUCCUUUCGCUGUUCGACAAGAUCAGCCUGCUGGCGCGUGGUGCCGUCUACUACAACGGCCCGCCGCACAUCGCCGAGGCGUGGUUCGAGUCUCUCGGCUACGGCACGCCCAAGGGCGUCUCGCCGCCGGACCACUACAUCACGAUGGCCGAGGCAUUCGAGAAGACGCCCGAGGCCGAGGCUCGCGUGCUCGGCCUGCUCUCGGCCUGGGCCGAGCGCGGCGAGGCCUUCGUCGCGAGCUACGAGAAGGACUACCCGGCCAGCAGCAGCAUCGACGGCCACAGCCCCAGCAACACGAUCGACGCCAAGCGCGACGUAGAGCAGCACGCCGGCGCGGAACGCGACCAAGCCUCGUGGCCCACGCCCUGGCACAAGGAGCUCGCCAUUCUGACGCACCGCGUCUGGCUCCAGCUCAUCCGCGACAAGUCGGUCCUGUUUGCAGGCAUCGGCCAGACGGUGGCUCUGUGUAUCUUCAUCGGAUUUGCCUACUUUCGUUUGGGCAACAGUCAGAGCGACGUUCUUGCCCGCGUCGGCGCGCUGUUCAUCGUGCCCGUCAACGCAGCGUUCGCCGUGACAUUUGCGACGUAUGCGCCGUUCCCGCUCGAGCGCUCCAUCAUCAUCCGCGAGCGCAGCGGCGGCCAGUACCGCACCACGAGCGCCUAUCUCGCCAAGAUGCUUGUCACUCUGCCUUCCACUGUCGUUUCGACGAUAGUUUACUAUAUUGUGAUCUACUGGAUGAUCGGCUUCCGUGCUGGCGCCGGUCCCUUCUUCAUCUGGAUCGGUAUUACGCAGCUGCAGGUGCUGUCGGCGAUAGGCCAAGGCUUCGCCAUCGGCUGCGCCGUCCCCUCGAUCACCCUAGCUGGCGUACUCGCGCCUCUCGUCAACGUCGUGGCGAUGCUCUUUGGGUCUUCCCUGCUUCCGUUGAGCUCGAUCCCACCUUGGUUCAUCUGGCUGCACUGGAUCUCGCCUUUGAGCUACUCGUUUGCCGCUCUUGCCCAGAACGAGUUCGGCGGCGACCGUACCUUCGAGUGCAGCGCUGGAGCUGCGCAGUGCUACCGCACCGGUGCCGAUGUGCUGGCGCAGUACGACCUACAGCGCUUCGGAAUUGGCGCAUGCGCCGGCUUUCUGGUCCUCCUUUCCUCGGCCUACUUCAUCCUCGGCUACAUCGGCCUGCGCUUCGGCGGCCAUCCGCGCUUCCGCUACGCUUGAGCUCGCCACGCAUGAGCCACUUCCACGUCGGCGCCAACCGGGCGCGGCACGAUAGUCACGAUACGAUACAGACCCUCUACUCUCAGACCUCUCUCACGCGCUAGGCACGAAUGACGAUUACGAGUACAUGUG